GAUCAUCACUAAAAACAACACAUACAGCCAGAUUUUCUUACCACCAUCGACCUUUUAAAAAGUCAGCGUGGCAGGUAGUGAGUGGAAGAGGAGAAUGUUUCUGUCUCUUCCUACAUUGACUGUCCUCAUUCCCUUGAUCUCCUUAGCAGGACUGUUCUACUCGGCCUCCGUGGAAGAAGACUUCCCGCAGGGCUGCACCAGCACCGCCAGCCUGUGCUUUUACAGCCUGCUCUUGCCCAUCACCAUACCAGUGUAUGUGUUCUUCCACCUGUGGACUUGGAUGGGUAUUAAGCUCUUCAGGCAUAAUUAAUGCACCCAGAGCCAAGAUGGGAUAUACAUUAAUAAGUCUUGAGUGUCUAGCUCAACUGCAUGAAAAUACUGGAAACCCACUUAAUUUUCAGGGAAGAUGCUGUGCCUUGCUCUGUCAGAGGCUGAGGGCUGUGGGAGGCGUACACUGCAGAAGCUUCUUUCGUUAUACUUUGGUUCUGCCCUUGUUUUUUGAAGGUUCUAAUUUAUAACUACUGUGUCAGAAGAAACAUUUCAACACGGUGUCUUAUUGGAAAUUAACAAUCCCAACCAUCACCUAAUGGCUUUUAUUUCUUAUCCCUUUCAUCUAAAAAUUAAUAAUUUGAAAUUUUAUGUUUGUUUAAGAUUCAAAGUCUUUGAUAAAGUCAUAUGUUCUACAGAUAACUGAAAUAACUCCAAAGGAGCUAUGUUGAAGUAGUUAUAGAGAAAUGCAUUUGAACUAGAGUGAUAUAAAACUAUAAUAAAAUUGAAACUUCAUGGACUUACAAAAA
Molecule: messenger RNA, 797 nt
Organism: Myotis davidii
Lineage: Eukaryota; Metazoa; Chordata; Mammalia; Chiroptera; Vespertilionidae
Gene: PIGY
Product: phosphatidylinositol glycan anchor biosynthesis class Y
Exons: 1
Coding region: 95-310 (71 amino acids)
Source: RefSeq, a predicted model, not a curated record